UCGCAGAGCUCUGAGACGCCACACUGAGCUCUGGAAGCUAGCUGUGACGGACAAAAGCCACACACACACACACACACUUGGCAUGGAUAGCAAAGUUCUAGCGCUGGUGGCCCUGCUGACGCUCGCCAUACGGAGCCCAGAGACUGACGCUAAACCCAUCAGUCUGGUGGAGAGAUGUUGGUGCCGGUCCACUCUCAACACCGUCCCGCAGAGGAGCAUCCGUGAGAUUAAGUUCCUCCACACACCCAGCUGCCCGUUCCAAGUCAUUGCCAAGCUGAAGAACAACAGAGAGGUCUGCAUCAACCCCAAGACCAAAUGGCUUCAGCAGUAUCUAAAGAAUGCCAUUAACAAAAUAAAGAAGUCCAAGAAGCGUUCAAAGUAAACACGCGAGGAUGUGCGGGGAGGACCAUAGUGCAUCUCUGACCUCUACAGAGGCGCACAUCCUCUUCCCUCGCUCUCUUAGAUCACUCUUCCUCUUUCUGGACUGCUUGCACAAACAGCACUUCACCUAAACCAGCCUGCAGCUCACCAAAACACAACCAAACACCCAUCCCGACGCACUGCUACUGCUGGCUGUGACUCUUUACUGGUGCACGAGUGUGUGUAUGAGUGAAUGAAGCGAUUGAACGCGACCUUGAACGUGUGAAUGGGAAGGCAAGAGAAAUAUUUACAGGUUUUCCGCAACACAAAGGGCAGUAAAAAUGAGAGUUUGUGGAUUUGUGUCAUAGGAAUGUUUAACCUUUAGGAUAGUUUGGGAUUAAUAAGGGACGCAAGCAAGUGAAAAAGACGCAGAAAGUUAAAACUGCCCCUGUUCAAGCUCACUUUGGCUGUAGUCUAGGUGUUUAAAAGCACACAGCACACAUGAAUGAUCUAGCAUGCUAACGCUAGCUCUGUUCCAAAACCUAAUGAGCCGCCUACCUAGACGCCCAAUGCGAAAAAUGACAAAAUAAAUGGCCUUUUAUUACAUUUACGUCAGUAUCAGUUGUAUUUCACAAUUGAAGCAAUCCCAGAAUCCAUUGCGACAAGCUCGAUUUAAAAUCCAAGGCGGCGGACUUGAAAAGCAAUUCAUAAAUAUUCUCAAAUUUAAUUCAAUAUUUAAUAAAAAGUUACAAAUGGACUAUUGAUCCCUGUAUUCUUAAAAACUGCGCAAUUAGCUUAGCAACAUGCUAACGCCAAACUGUUUGGAAUCAAUUGUGAGCUUAACAUUUUUGAGGAGUGUUUCAAAUCAGUCACUUACAAAGUUCCAUAACAGUUUACACGACACCAAUUUCAACUAAAAACGUCAAACAUUUUAUGCGUUUUGGCCGUUCAUUUACACGUCAACGGCGU
Rhinichthys klamathensis goyatoka is the source of this 1329-nucleotide messenger RNA. RefSeq names its product chemokine (C-X-C motif) ligand 12b (stromal cell-derived factor 1) (gene cxcl12b). Lineage: Eukaryota; Metazoa; Chordata; Actinopteri; Cypriniformes; Leuciscidae. The record is from RefSeq and is a predicted model, not a curated record. Gene Ontology annotation, biological process: positive regulation of cell migration; induction of positive chemotaxis; axon guidance. Bases 83 to 382 code for a protein of 99 amino acids. Gene Ontology annotation, cellular component: extracellular region. The transcript is spliced from 4 exons. Gene Ontology annotation, molecular function: chemokine activity; chemoattractant activity.